AUGGAUAUCGGUUACAAAUUGAAAAUGGAAAAUCCCAAAAAAAGGGUGAACUGCAUAAUAAAAUUAUUUUUUGGAUGGAUGUAUCAAACUGUAAGAAAAGGUGCAAAACAAUGCUUAGAACUUAAAGACCUAUACAUAGUACUGGACAAGGAUAAAUCAGAAAAGUUGGCAAAUAAAUUGGAAAAGAAUUGGAACGAUGAACUGAAUAAAGCUAAAUUGAAAAGUGGAAUUCCAAGUUUUUUGAAAGCCAUUCAAAAAACUUUCUGUUUUGAAUUUAUGUUAUACGGUUUGCUAUGGUUUAUCUUAAAUGUAUGCAUACGCUGCGCCCAGCCGAUAAUUUUAGCAAAACUGAUCUCCUGUUUCUCAGAAACUUAUAAGGGCACAGACGAACAACUAGAUAAGGAUAUUUACGGCGUUUUGCUAGUUGGUGUAACAGGUUGCGGCAUGUUUAUAACCCAUCACACAAACUUUGGACUAGCAAUUAUUGGUAUGAGGAUUAGGAUUGCAGCUUCGUCCCUAGUAUAUAGAAAGCUGAUCAGACUAAACCAAAAGUCACUGGGACAAACAACAACUGGUCAAAUAGUGAAUUUGUUAGCAAACGAUGUGAAUCGAUUUGAUUUGGUCACAAUUCCACUGCACGCUUUAUGGGUAUUACCGUUCCAAGUAGGUCUACUAUCUUGGUUUAUUUGGACCGAAGUUGGUAUAUCCGCGGUAGCUGGUAUCGUAACUGUAGUCAGUUUUAGUGUACCCUUACAAGUUUAUCUUGGAAAAUAUAUCGGAAAAUUUCGUUCAAGCAUAUCAAAAAAGUCAGACGCAAGAGUAAAACUGAUGAACGAAAUAAUUUCUGGAAUACAAGUCAUCAAAAUGUACGUUUGGGAAAAACCAUUCGAAAAAAUUGUUGAAUUGGCAAGAGAAAAUGAAAUUAAAGAUAUCACGAGUACGUCAUAUUUAAGAGGAAUUUUCGCAAGCUGUAUGGUAUUUCUAGAUAGAACUGCAUUAGCUGUCACUGUAAUUUGUUACGUUUUACUUGGAAACAAUAUUACCGCGAGCACAGUAUUCUCAUUGGCUCAAUCAUAUAAUCUUCUACAAGCUGCCAUGGCUAUAUGGUUUCCGAUGGCCAUUAGCCAUGGAGCGGAAGCAUGGAUUUCAGUUAAGAGGCUACAAGAAUUUUUGAUGUUAGAAGAAAGGCAACAACCUAACAUAGAAAAGACGAAAAAGAAAGGUGUUGUACUUAGUAGUGUAAAUGCGUCUUGGGAAGAGUCUAUAACGACUUUAACGGACAUUUCUUUGACAAUACCACCAGGAACUCUGUGCGCUAUUGUUGGACCUGUAGGUGCAGGAAAAUCGUCGUUGUUGCAGAUUCUGCUUGGAGAAUUACCCUCGAAAUCUGGAAAAAUUCAAAUAGGUGGUGAAAUUUCAUAUUGUUCACAAGAACCGUGGCUUUUCCAAUCAACAGUGCGAAACAAUAUCCUAUUUGGAAGAAAAUACGAUAAGUUUUUCUAUGAAAAAGUGGUUAAAGUGUGUGCAUUGGAAAGGGAUUUUGAACAGUUUCCUUUAGGAGAUAAAACAGUUGUGGGCGAACGAGGAGUUUCCAUAAGUGGAGGACAAAGAGCAAGGAUCAAUCUUGCUAGAGCUGUUUAUAGACAAGCAGAUAUUUAUUUAUUCGAUGAUCCCUUAUCUGCUGUAGAUACCCACGUUGGAAAACAACUGUUUAAAGAAUGCAUCAAUAGACACCUGAAAGGAAAGAUAAGAAUUUUAGUAACGCAUCAGUUACAAUAUCUGAAACAAGCUAAUUUGAUUAUUGUUGUAAAUAAGGGAACAAUUGAAGCUCAAGGUACCUUUGAACAACUCUCCAAUUCUAAAUUGGAUUUUACUAAAUUAUUAGCAGCUGCAGACGAAACACACGAAAAACAAGAGCAAGAGUCUGGGUUCUCCGAAUUUAUGUUAACCAUUUCAAGUAGACGAACUUCUAUUUCUUUGGAUAGCAAAUCUGAUACCAUUGAUUACGUACAAGAAUCUCAGAAUAUUGAAGAAGAAGAUUCAGGAAAAGAUACAAAUCCACAAGCCUUUAGGAAAUAUCUCUUAGCCACUAAUAAUAUAUGCCUUCUUUCUUUAUUGAUUAUGAUAAUGGUUUUAGCCCAAAGUUUAUGCGCAGGUGCUGAUUUGUGGGUAGCAUUUUGGACUACACAAGAAGAGUUACGACAUUUUAAAAGUAACUCUACUUUACUAAAUUCCACAUUAGACCCACCAGUAACUGAAACAGUUCAAGUAUACAUGUUGGGAGAUUCAAUUCACCCUCGUCAUAUGUACACUUAUACUCAUCAAGUUCAAAAGAAUACAUCCGCAUUCACUUCUUCACCUGAUGGCAUUUUUGAUCAUAUAACAAUCGAUAAUGAAAAUCAUAGACUAAUUAAAACAUAUUAUGCUAUGUACGUUUACGGAGGGUUGAUACUAGUUGCCAUUCUGUUGACCACAGGAAGAUCGUUUUUAUUUUUCAAAAUGUGCAUGAUGUCAUCGAAAAAUUUGCACUCCAAAAUGUUUCAUUCAUUGUUGAAAGCCCCGAUGAGAUUUUUUGAUACCAAUGCAAGUGGACGAGUUCUUAAUAGAUUUUCGAAAGAUAUUGGAGCUAUAGAUGAAACUUUGCCAAGGGUAUUACUAAAUGCUGUUCAGAUUGUAUUAGUAAUGGCUGGAAUUUUGAUUAACGUUUCAAUAUCUAAUCAGUAUAUGAUCAUCGCUAUGGUUAUUUUAGGGACAAUAUUUUUCAAACUUCGAGGAUGGUAUAUUUUGACAGCUAAAGCUCUCAAACAUCUAGAAGGAAUUACAAAAUCGCCAGUUUUUUCACAUGUUAACUCAACCAAAAACGGAAUAGUGACCAUCAGAGCAUUAAACGCACAAAAUAUUUUAACAGUGGAAUUUGACAAUCAUCAGGAUGUUCAUACCUCAGCAUGGUAUCUGACUCUAUCUUGUAUGUUCUCGUUUGGAUUAUGGCUCGACUUGAUAUGCUUAAUAUUCGCAGCUACUGUCAUAUUUAGCUUUAUUUUCUUAUAUAAUGUGAGUGGUAGUAUGGUUGGUCUAGCCAUUUCUCAGUCAUUGGUUCUAACGGGAAUGUUGCAAUAUGGAAUGCGUGAAACGGCGGAAGUUAUCAACCAACUUACCAGUGUAGAAAGAGUUUUGCAGUACACCACAAUUGAUCAAGAAGGACCUUUUGAGACAGCCAAAGAAAAUAUUCCAAGGAGGCCUUGGCCAAGAAAUGGUAGAAUAGAGUUUAAAAAUUUAGUUUUGAAGUACAUUGAAGAUGAUCCACCAGUAUUAAAUAGUCUCAAUUUCUUCAUAAAACCAAGACAGAAGAUUGGUAUUGUUGGCCGUACAGGCGCUGGGAAAUCUUCACUAGUAGCUGCAUUAUUCCGUUUAGCACCACUGGAAGGUUACAUAUUUAUAGACGAUGUAGAUACUGGAACACUUGGUUUGAACGAUUUGAGAAGAAGUAUUUCAAUUAUACCACAAGAACCAGUGCUUUUUUCAGCUACUUUAAGACACAACUUAGAUCCUUUCGAUGAAUUCGAAGAUAAUCAGAUAUGGCAAGCGUUGGAACAGGUUGGACUGAAAGAUUCGGUAGAUUCUUUAGAGUUCUUGGUAGCUGGAGGAGGAGCUAAUUUCAGCUUAGGGCAGAGACAGCUAGUAUGCUUAGCUAGAGCAGCUUUAAGAAACAACAAAAUUCUUAUAUUGGAUGAAGCAACAGCUAACGUUGAUCUUAGAACUGACUCAUUCAUUCAAACUACAAUUCGCAAGAGGUUCAAGGAAUGCACAGUUCUAACUAUCGCCCAUAGGCUUAACACCAUCAUGGACUCUGACAAAGUUUUAGUUAUGAAUUUUGGUCAAAUAGUCGAAUUUGACCAUCCACACAAACUUUUGCAAAUCCCAGGCGGCCAUUUACAUAAAUUAGUAAUGGAGACAGGACCUACAAUGUCUUUGCAACUUAAAGAUAUUGCCAUGGCAGCUUUUGAAAACAACGAGGAUGCGUACUAAAAUUUUACAAACUUAAUUACAUAAUUAUUUGGUAAUAAGAUGUCGCAAACCUGGUGUUAGGUUCUUAGAUUAAGAAAUAUCAUAUUAAUGAUAAUAAUUAUAUUUCUAUGAAGUAGAAUUAGACUGCUGUACCAGAC
Messenger RNA from Psylliodes chrysocephalus, 4163 nucleotides. Lineage: Eukaryota; Metazoa; Arthropoda; Insecta; Coleoptera; Chrysomelidae. The record is from the annotation of a GenBank genome assembly.